Tripterygium wilfordii is the source of this 637-nucleotide messenger RNA. RefSeq names its product 60S ribosomal protein L31-like. The transcript has 2 exons. Gene Ontology annotation, biological process: cytoplasmic translation. The record is from RefSeq and is a predicted model, not a curated record. NCBI's taxonomy places the organism in Eukaryota, Viridiplantae, Streptophyta, Magnoliopsida, Celastrales, Celastraceae. Gene Ontology annotation, cellular component: ribosome; cytosolic large ribosomal subunit. Gene Ontology annotation, molecular function: structural constituent of ribosome. Bases 103 to 471 code for a protein of 122 amino acids.
GUAUAAGCAGUGAGAAUUAGGGUUUCUUUCUUUUAGCAACCAUAGAGGUAGAGGAAUCUCGACUUCCGGCGGAGCGGGAAGGAACUGCAGUGAGCUGCGAAAAUGGUGGAGAAGGGAAGCAAAGGAAGAAAGGAAGAGGUUGUUACUCGCGAGUACACCAUCAACCUCCACAAACGCUUGCACGGAUGUACUUUCAAGAAGAAGGCUCCUAAGGCCAUAAAGGAAAUCAGAAAGUUCGCGCAGAAGGCCAUGGGGACAACUGACAUUAGAGUGGAUGUCAAGUUAAACAAGCAUAUUUGGAGCCGUGGUAUCAGGAGCGUACCUAGAAGAGUUCGUGUUUGCGUUGCUCGAAAGAGGAACGAUGAAGAAGAUGCCAAGGAGGAGUUUUACUCACUGGUGACUGUUGCUGAGAUCCCUCCAGAGGGGUUAAAGGGUUUGGGCACCAAGGUUGUUGAGGAAGAAGAAGACUGAAAGCAUUCUGCAUUUUAGGAUAAGAGUGAAGUGGUUUGUCUAUGGAACAUCCAAUUUUGGCUAAUAUAUUCUAUCAGAUGAAGGUGUUUUGGUUGAAUUCUCUUUUGAACAAUCCUGCACUGAAAUUAAUAUUGCAUCCCUCUGUUUUGCAUCAUUUAACUUGUCA